UUUUGUGAACAAGGUUUCCCUCGUUUUCUACAUUUUUCAGUACUUCCAACUAUUUCUUUAUAAUUAUCCUGAUUUUGAUUCCAUGUACAAAAUCCAUCACAGAUUUCAUUCAUAAGAUAUCCAUUUCAUUUCUCUCCUUCAGUUCUUCAUCUUAUAAAUCCAGUCUUAAUCUUCAGUUUCUCAUCAAUCUUUGUAGUAAACUUGCUGUCUUACAUAAAAAGUAGUAAUAUCUUGUUAGAUUGUUGUUUGCAAGUGCAAUAUCCCUGUAAAAAUAAUUUAUCUAAGAAUAUCCAUAGCAUACUCCGUUCGACGGUGAAUCCAAAUUAAUUUUUCUUGUUUCAAGCGAUACGUGUUAUGAAAUAUCAAGAUAUUUCUGUUUGUUUUUAAGGGUUUGGACUUUUAUAGUUUUCAAGAUUUCUACCAGAUUUUUAUUUUUCUCAAUUGGACAGUCUAUAAACACGUUUCUAGUUUUGGAUAUUUUUUUCUUAAGUUUUUAUAAUUUUUGAAUUAGUAAUGGAACUGAAAUUGCUUAAUUCGAAGUCUCUUUCUGUAUCUGAAAUAAUACCAAAUUUCGGAAGGAUUUCUUUAAACUCACUUGUUAACAGCAGAGGUGGUGGUGGUGGCUGUGUUAAUAUCUCAAAGGAACCCUGUUCUUGUAGAGGAAAUUAUCUUAAAGCUUCUUACUCGUCUGUCAAAAGAUCUAGACAAUCCGUUGAUUGGAUUGGGCAAGACAAUAAGUUCGGAAUUGGAAGUGAUUCAUCUUGGAUUAUUGGAACAAAUGGAGCUAUUUCGAGUUCAUCACUUGUACUGGAUUCCUACGACGAUGAAUAUGACGGAGUCAUUGUUUAUCCUGAAAGCUUACCAUCUAACUCUAAUACUUUUGCUUCUCUCCUUCAGAGUUCACUUUCACACUGGAAACUAAAGGGGAAGAAAGGGGUUUGGCUUAAAUUACCGCUGGAGCGGUCAGAACUCGUUCCGGUAGCAGUAAAGGGAGGUUUCAAAUACCACCACGCCGAAGAAGGAUACUUAAUGUUAACAUACUGGAUUCCCGAAGGACCUUGUAUGCUUCCUUCUAAUGCUUCACAUCAAGUUGGAGUGGGGGGUUUCGUACUUAACGACAAGAAUGAGGUUCUAGUAGUACAAGAGAAGCAUUGUUCUCCAGCGUUUGUUGGCGGUUGGAAAUUACCCACGGGAUUCAUUCUUGAGUCGGAAGAGAUAUACACUGGAGUUGUAAGAGAAAUUAAAGAGGAAACUGGUGUUGAUACGGAGUUUGUUGAAGUGAUAGCUUUUAGGCACGCGCACAAUGUUGCAUUUGAAAAGUCGGAUUUGUUUUUCAUUUGUAUGCUAAGAUCUCUUUCUUCUCAGAUCAAAGUGGAUGACAUAGAAAUUCAAGAUGCUAAGUGGAUGCCUCUAAAAGAAUUUAUUGAACAACCCUUAAUCCAAGAAGAUGGCAUGUUCAAGAAAAUCUUAGAUAUCUGCAUCGCACGGCUUGGAAAGCGUUACUGCGGAUUAUUACCUCAUCAAGUCAUCUCAAAGUUUGAUGGAGGAUCAUCUUCCUUGUACUAUAAUGUUGUUGAGGAUCAAACUUCCAACUGUUUAGGUAUCUAAAGCACACGCAAACUGUAAUACAUGUAUUAUGUAAUUUUUCUGUAUUCAUGAGUUCAGAAUUGGAUCCUUCUUGUUAGAAGUAACACUCUUUAUCCCAAGUACAAAAAACCAUUUGGGAGACAUAGUCUAGAUGGUAUCUGUAACUUGUACUUAUGAAAAAUCUGUGUAAAUAUAUUUUUCUCUAGUACACACAUUUAGGACGCGUUAUAAACACACUUUUUUUCCUGUCGAACA
Messenger RNA from Papaver somniferum (opium poppy), 1842 nucleotides. Its product is annotated as nudix hydrolase 8-like. Gene Ontology annotation, molecular function: ADP-ribose diphosphatase activity; NADH pyrophosphatase activity; NAD binding. Bases 514 to 1608 code for a protein of 364 amino acids. The transcript has 9 exons. The record is from RefSeq and is a predicted model, not a curated record. NCBI's taxonomy places the organism in Eukaryota, Viridiplantae, Streptophyta, Magnoliopsida, Ranunculales, Papaveraceae.